AUGGCUCACCAACGGCCGCCAUCGCAUCUGGGCGGAGGAAGCACGCACCUGUACGGGCACACGUCGUCGAAGCCACGAGCUCGCACCCACGAAGAGUUAGAGCUGGACCUUGGACUCCGAGAAGACGAGGAGGAUCAAGACGUCGAACCGCACUACCAUCAUCUCCCACCGCCGCCGCAACACACGCACCACCGCCGGGCGCAUCAGCAGCAUCAACAUCAGCAGCAUGCCCAGCUCACUCAGCAACAUCAACAGCUUCAUCACCAUCACCACCACCUAUCCGACCAUCCACCGCCAGCGAAAAUGGCAAGAACAAGUGCCGGAUUGGGUGGUGGAGGUGGAGGUGGUGGUGGUGGUGGUAGUAUUGGAGGUGGAGGUGGAGGUGUAAGCCCGGCAAUUGGCAUGCCAGGCCCUUCCACAGCUGUGGCAAGCGCAUCAUCCCACCCGAUGACGAUGCCGUCACCCGCUCCAAGACCUAGAGGUCCCAAACUGAAGUUCACACCCGAGGAUGACACGCUGCUAGUCGAUCUGAAGGAGAACAAAUCAUUGACGUGGAAGCAAAUCGCAGAGUUCUUUCCGGGGCGUUCGUCUGGAACUCUGCAGGUCCGGUACUGCACAAAACUGAAGGCCAAGACGACACAGUGGACAGAUGAAACGGUACAGCGAUUGCGUACCGCAAUCUCGGAGUACGAGCAAGAUCGGUGGCGAUUGAUUGCUGCCAAAGUUGGAAGCGGGUUCUCGCCGGCAGCAUGCAGGGAGAAGGCCCGGGAGAUCUCAGAUACCGAACAUGAGCCAUCACCACAGUAG
This is a messenger RNA of Tricharina praecox, 807 nucleotides long. RefSeq lists its product as uncharacterized. Lineage: Eukaryota; Fungi; Ascomycota; Pezizomycetes; Pezizales; Pyronemataceae. The record is from RefSeq and is a predicted model, not a curated record. Bases 1 to 807 code for a protein of 268 amino acids. The transcript is spliced from 2 exons.